AUUUUUACCAUCUGAGUUUGCACCCCCCGAAGUUGUCUCUCUUGGUUUGCCUUUUGAAGAUCCAUUCCUCAUUCCAUUAUUCCUUGAAUCUGUCAGUAUUUCACUGUUAACAUACAGGAGACAUCUAUUAAACUAUGAGUGCGGGUUUAAAGAAAUCCUCUUCAAAUGGCUAUGAGAAGUCUCUAACAACUGAAGAGCAGCAGGCAAAGAUUAGUGAGAUAAGAAGGUUGAUAGGACCAUUACCUGAGAAGUUGGCCAAUUAUUGUUCUGAUGCAGCCAUCGCAAGAUAUUUAAGGGCACGAAACUGGAAUGCCAAAAAGGCAACUAAAAUGCUGAAAGAAACCUUAAAAUGGAGAGCAGAAUACAAACCAGAAGAGAUUCGCUGGGAAGAGGUUGCUCAUGAAGCUGAGACAGGGAAGAUCUACAGAUCAAAUUAUAUAGACAAGCAUGGAAGAACAGUUCUUGUCAUGAGACCUAGUUUCCAGAACUCAAAAUCAACAAAAGGACAGAUUAGGUAUUUGGUUUAUUGUAUGGAGAAUGCAAUUUUAAAUCUUCCACCAGACCAGGAGCAGAUGGUCUGGUUGAUCGAUUUCAAUGGUUUCAACAUGUCACAUAUAUCAGUGAAGGUGACACGGGAAACAGCACAUGUUUUACAAGAGCAUUAUCCAGAACGUCUAGGCGUGGCAAUAUUAUACAAUCCACCCAAGUUCUUCGAACCAUUCUGGGCGGUGGUCAAACCAUUUCUAGAGCCCAAGACUCAAAACAAAGUAAAAUUUGUUUACUCUGAUGAUCUCAAUACCAAGAAAAUAAUGGAGGAUCUUUUUGAUGUGGAGAAGCUGGAGUCUGCAUUUGGCGGAAAUGAUGAUUCAGGUUUCAACAUCAACCAGUAUGCUGAGAGGAUGAAGGAAGACGACAAGAGGAUACCCACAUUUUGGACAAGUGGAAAUCCUCAAUCAGCAGCUCCACCAGAACCCAUGCCAAAAUCUCCCAUUGAUUUGAAUUCUAUCAAUCUAGACUCUGAUUCUGAUGCUUCUGACAAUGGCAAGGUAGGCGGUUCCCCGAGUCAUGUUUCAGAUUCAAAAGGCCUCUCUCCCAAUAAAAGUGUCUUGGUUGCUGAGGGCAGUGAUAAUGGCUCUAGUGAAGUUCACGAGAGAUAGAGGACACUCAAAGCUUGAACCUGUCGUGGUUGAGGUAAUAAGGUACGAUGAUCUGACUGUCUGCGGCCAUGCUAACUGUUUUACUGUUUUAGUUGAGAAAUAUGAAGUAAAGCUCCUCAAUUUGUAUCGUUGACCUUUUGAACUUUUCUGUCGAAUGGAUUUCCCCGUUCAGUUAAUUUAAUGUAUUUGAUAAGAACUUGUUUUGUUUUAUCCUUUUCAAGUUUACUCUUUGAUCUAUUUUAGAACUGACUAGCUUGAAAGUUUUUGCAGCAUAGGCUAAGAACUUAGUUCAUAUUUGGUACAUAGGAUGAUGGAUAGGAUAAGAUGAUAAUCAUCUUAUAUUAUGUUUAUUUUGUAUUUAGAGAAAAGGGGUAAGUUAAAAGGAGGAUUAAUCAUCUUAUUGGUAUAGAAUGAUUCAAUCCUCCCAAAGUAGAAGAUUAUUUUUAAUUUAUGGGA
Molecule: messenger RNA, 1613 nt
Organism: Durio zibethinus
Lineage: Eukaryota; Viridiplantae; Streptophyta; Magnoliopsida; Malvales; Malvaceae
Molecular function (GO): phosphatidylinositol transfer activity
Source: RefSeq, a predicted model, not a curated record